Messenger RNA from Saccoglossus kowalevskii, 669 nucleotides. Its product is annotated as regulator of chromosome condensation-like. Gene Ontology annotation, molecular function: guanyl-nucleotide exchange factor activity. NCBI's taxonomy places the organism in Eukaryota, Metazoa, Hemichordata, Enteropneusta, Harrimaniidae. Gene Ontology annotation, cellular component: cytoplasm. The record is from RefSeq and is a predicted model, not a curated record.
CGUAUUUGUGCGCAGUGCGACCUGUGAACCACGAGUUUUCAUUCAACGCGGAAAACGGAAAAAGAUAGGCAAGGUGGAAAUACAUCACACUGUCUGCAACAACAUAAACGCAAUAAUAAAACGGUUCACAAAAGUGUUGUAUUACUAUCUGUGUUCAAGAAAUAGUCGUAACUAUAAUUCAAAAUGCCACCACGAAAAAUCAAGAGGGAGGUCCUAAAUGAAACGAUUGAAACACAGCCUGCUAAGAAGUCAAAAGUUACCGUCUCACAUCCAAGUCACUGUACAACACCAGGUGUGGUGCUAACGCUAGGAGGAGGUGAUGUUGGACAGCUGGGAUUAGGUGACAAUGUGAUGGAACGAAAGAAGCCAGCCUUAGUGGACAUUCCUGAGAAAACUGUACAAAUAAUAGCCGGUGGUAUGCACACAGUGUGUCUUACAGAAAAAGGAAAGAUUUAUACGUUUGGAUGUAACGAUGAAGGUGCUUUAGGACGAGAUACAAGUGAAGAAGGAUCAGAAUAUGUUCCUGGUGUUGUGGAUUUUCAUUUUAGGGUUGUACAAAUCAGUGCUGGAGACUCCCACACAGCUGCUUUGACUGACGACGGAAAAGUGUUUGCAUGGGGUACUUUUAGGGAAUCUCACCAGCCCAACCAGAGUGCUGGUCGCUCAUGA